Tachyglossus aculeatus (Australian echidna) is the source of this 2058-nucleotide messenger RNA. It is a transcript of the gene CDK5RAP1, whose product is annotated as CDK5 regulatory subunit associated protein 1. The transcript has 15 exons. Gene Ontology annotation, biological process: negative regulation of cyclin-dependent protein serine/threonine kinase activity; tRNA modification. The record is from RefSeq and is a predicted model, not a curated record. Gene Ontology annotation, molecular function: tRNA-2-methylthio-N(6)-dimethylallyladenosine(37) synthase activity; 4 iron, 4 sulfur cluster binding. Gene Ontology annotation, cellular component: cytosol; mitochondrion. Lineage: Eukaryota; Metazoa; Chordata; Mammalia; Monotremata; Tachyglossidae. The coding region runs from base 85 to 1923 and encodes 612 amino acids.
GGAAGUGGGGGCCGCCCUGGGGCCUGUGGAGAUUUAGGCGCCAGGAGCGGCCGUCGGGGCUGUGUUCGACCGCCGGCCGGGGCCAUGUGGGGUCCGUUGCGCGUCCCGAGGCUGAGCCGGGCGUCCCCGGGGUCAGCAGGAGGGGCGAGGCGGAGGGCGUCCAGCACACCGGACGGGGGGACGGCCCGGCUCCCACAGCGCCUGGCCUCCAAGCUGGCCGCGGGCCCCACUUUCCAGCAUUUCCUGAGCGGCGGCAUCGCCUCAAAACCUCGGGACGCCCCGGCCGCCGGAGAUCCGCCCCCCUACCUCGCUUCCGACGCCCUCCGGGAGGAGAGGAGGAAAGUCUACCUGGAGACGUACGGCUGUCAGAUGAACGUCAACGACACCGAGAUCGCCUGGUCCAUCCUGCAGCAGAACGGCUUCCUCAGGACCCGGGACGUCCAGGAGGCGGAUGUGAUUCUUCUGGUCACGUGUUCCAUCAGGGAGAAGGCGGAGCAGACCAUCUGGAACCGCCUCCAGCAGCUGAGGCCCCUGAAGGAGAAGCGGAGGCGAUCCGAAGUCCCCGUCCGCAUCGGCGUCUUAGGCUGCAUGGCGGAGCGUCUGAAGGCCGAGGUGCUGCGGCGGGAGAGGACGGUGGACGUGCUGGCCGGGCCGGACGCCUACCGGGACCUUCCGCGCCUCCUGUCCGUGGCCGAGUCGGGCCGCCAGGCCGCCAACGUCCUUCUGGCCCGCGACGAGACCUACGCCGACGUCAUGCCCGCCCCGCCGCCCCCCGGCGCCGUCUCCGCCUUCGUGUCCAUCAUGCGCGGCUGCGAUAACAUGUGCAGCUACUGCAUCGUGCCCUUCACGCGGGGCCGGGAGCGAAGCCGGCCCGUGGCCUCCAUCCUGGAGGAGGUGAGGAGGCUGUCCGGACAGGGCCUGAAGGAAGUGACCCUCCUGGGGCAGAACGUGAACAGCUACCGCGACCCGUCGGAGGCCCAGCGGGGCCUGGCGUCCUCCCCAUCCCCGGGCCUGAGCCGCGGCUUCCGCGCCAACGUCAAGGCCCGGCCGGGCGGCCUGCGCUUCGCCCACCUCCUGGACCGCGUGGCCGCCGUCGACCCGGACAUGAGGAUCCGCUUCACGUCCCCGCAUCCCAAAGACUUCCCGGAUGAGGUCCUGGAGCUGAUCCGGGAGCGACACAACAUCUGCAAGCAGAUCCACCUCCCGGCCCAGAGCGGAAGCAGCGUGGUCCUGGAGGCAAUGAGGCGGGGGUACACGAGAGAAGCUUAUUUAGAGCUGGUUCAGCACAUCAGAGCCACCAUUCCAGGGGUCAGCCUGAGCAGCGACUUCAUCGCCGGCUUCUGCGGGGAGAGCGAGGAUGACCACCGGCAGACCGUGGCGUUGCUUCGGGAGGUGCGCUACAACGCCGCUUUCCUGUUCGCCUACAGCAUGCGGCAGCGCUCACCCGGUGUGUGGUUCUUUCUCGUUCUGUCCCCGGGGACGCCCGGGGCCCCGCAGAAAACCCGCGCCCACCACCGGCUGCGGGACGACGUCCCGGCCGAGGAGAAGCGGCGGAGGCUGGAGGAGCUGAUCGGCGUCUUCCGAGAGGAGGCCGCCGCCGCCAACCGGGCCUACGAGGGCCGCCUCCAGCUGCUGCUGGUCGAGGGGACCAGCAAGCGUUCGGAGUCGGAGCUGUGCGGCCGGAACGACGGGAAUCUCAGGGUGAUCUUCCCGGACACGGAGAUGGAGGACGGGACCGGCCGCGGGAGCCUCGUCCGGGCCCAGCCGGGGGACUACGUCCUGGUCAAGAUCACGGCGUCCAGCUCCCAGAGCCUGCGGGGCAUCCCCCUGCGGCGGACAUCUCUGCGGGAGGCCCGGGCAGCGGAGGAGGAGGAGGAGGAGGAGGAGGAAGAGGAAGGGGGAGACCGACGACCACCAUUAUAAACAGGAAGCGGGCGUCAAGCGGAGGGGUGCUCCGGGACGGAGGAGCGAGGAGGAAACGGAGGCCCCGACGGGAAGCAACAAGCCCCAGCCGGAAUUCGAACCCGGGUCCCCGCCCACUCCCAGGCCUGGGCGCUU